CGAAUCUUGGGUAAGAAUAUACGCUUCUUUCAUUAAACUUACUGAUUAUUGAUGAAUAUAUGAAUAUACGCCUUAAGGUUAUCUGGAAGUGGGAGAGUCAGCGUUCAGCCAUUGCUACUCUGGUCUAAAGACGCGUUAUAUCUAAUAAAACGGUGGUAAUCAUGAGUGAGCGGCCGAGUAAUGGUGAAUACAAGUAUCAAAGGGAAGAAAAUGCCGAUUCGAAGGUAAGAACAUCGUCGGAAAAGGAACGUGAUGAAAAGGAACAUCAGGUUGACAAAGCCGGGGAAUAUGUCCGGGAGCUUUUGCAAGAAAAAGUUGAAUUGGAUUCGCAAAAAUGGCCUAAUGCAACCAGAUUAAUUGAUCAAGAAAUUCAAAAAACUCAAGCUAUUGGAAAACCAGUUAGAGAUCUUAAAUAUGUGGAUAUUUAUCGCGAAAAACCAAUUCGGGUGUCAGUUAAAGUACUGGUACCGGUUCGGGAACAUCCAAAGUUCAAUUUUGUGGGAAAAUUACUGGGACCAAAAGGUAAUUCUAUGAAACGUUUACAAGAAGAAACUAUGUGUAAAAUGGCCGUACUAGGAAGAGGAUCUAUGAAAGAUCGUCAAAAAGAGGAAGAAUGUCGUAUGUCUUUGGAUCCAAAAUACGCACACCUUUCGGACGACCUUCAUGUGGAAAUAACAGCACUUGCACCUCCGGCGGAGGCUUAUGCUCGUAUUGCAUUUGCGUUGGCUGAAGUUCGGAAAUAUCUUAUUCCCGAUAACAACGACAACAUACGCCAAGAGCAAAUGCGCGAAAUGGAAAUGAGCAUGACAGAUGAUCCAACAAGUGGUGAUGAUAGAAGGCCCUCUGUCAGAGGAGUACCAGGUGCUGGAGGAAUAUUAAGACCAACCACAAGACCAACGAUGCCACGGUCUUCGCGAGCUUCGUCUAUUUUAGCGGCGAUACUUCCACCGCCUUCGAGCCGGGGACCAAUCUCACGUCCUGUUUCAGCGAAAAGUAAAGUGUUCUCUAUCUUAGAUCGUGCAAGAGUUGCAAUGGAUCAAAGUUAUGGUUAUGAGACUGCUACUCCACCUCCAAGUAAUCGUGUCGGAUCUCAUCAUGAUUACGAUUAUCACACAUCAACGGGCAGUAGCAGCCGAUACGGAGACCGACAUUAUACAUCAACAUCAGGAGAUGAUAUGUAUCCUUCCUCGAGGUACACAACCUAUGAAUACGAAGACGAUGCUGUCCCGCACUCGUCGCAUAACUACUACGAAACAUCAGAAUAUCCAGAGGAAUCAUCGAGCCGCGCAUGGAAAUCGUACAAGACGACAACGACAUCGGGCUCAAGCUCGCGCUACCGCAACGCCCCGUAUUCACGACCUUCCAAGUAAAAAUCCAUUAAAGAAUCAUCCAAAUAUUUUCUUAAUUUUAUCUUGUCCAAACAAUUCCUGGAUUCUGAAGCGAAACAACGAUCUUUCUUUUUUGGCUGUAUUGUUUCUCAUAGCCCUAAAUCAUUGACGUAUAAUCUUCCUAACACACGGCAACUUACGAUGCCGGCAAUGCCAAAACCUAGUAACCGAGAUGGUUCUUAAAAGAAAAUGGAGGCACUCUGAGAGACUAACACGGUAAACGAUAUGCAGAUGGUAUUACAAUAUUUCAUGGUAUUGCGACGAUAGAACCAAACGGAUAUAACGUAACUGCCAUUUCUUAUCGAUUUGUCGAGAGUUUGCCAAAGGAAAUUUUCUACUAAAUGGUAUUAACAAAACUUUCGUCUAUGAUCACUAUGUUUCAUAUACUCCUUCUUUGGAGUAAAAUUUAUCUAGCAUAAAAGAAACUUUUACGUUCGUGAAUAAUUUGCUUGUUUUCUUUAUUUCUAUAUAAUAGAAUUUUUUCCAGUCGUAGUGUAAUAAAGCAUUCACAUGCUUUUCAGAUGUAAUUCUCAUGGCUACUGGAUAAGUACUAAAACUCGUAAUACAAUGAAAGCUGUAAUCAAACUGUUUCCUUCAAUUGCGUUUUUUAUCGCGAACAAUCGUACAUAAUAUUCAGCCCUUAGACAGUCUGGUUUUCUAUGAAAGCAUUGAAAGAUAGAGAAAGAGAGAAAAAAUACCUCCCUUCAAAUCCUUUCCUCUCCUGAAAAAAAUGUCACGUCAGAGUGGAAGGCUAGAGGACCAAGAGGAUCAGUGGAACGAGACACGUAAAAUUGUCAGAUAAAAAAAAAAAAGAAAGAAAAAUGUCGGAGCUAUGUCACAUUUUUCGAGAUGUCAAAUUUCGUAUCUUUUUAUAUAAUUUCAUUUUAUAUGCAGUUUUUUUUCUUUGUUUUGUUAAUUGGUACAAUGUAUAAUGAAGUUCAUGACAUGUAAAUAAGUGAUUUUAGUUCUUAAUUUAUAUAUAUAUAUAUAUACAUAUAUAUAUAAAUUGUUUAUAUAAUAUAUAAUAUAUAUAAUAAUAAUAUAUAUAUACUAUAUUAUAUAUAUAUAAUUGUUUGUAUAUAUAUAACACAUACAUACACAUAUAUAUACAUAAUCUUUUUAUUUUUUAGAGAGGAUCUAUUCUUUGGUUUUAAUAUAUGAUGCUUUUUAAAUGUUGAAAAGUACAUAGCUCAGACAGUCGUGUGCGUUAUAAUAAAUAGUAAUAUGUCUAAAAUAGAACAAAGUACAAUAUUGUAAAUGAUGUUCAGUGGCAGAUAACCGUAUAUAAAUUAAUAUUACAUAAGUUACAUAUAAUUAUGUAAUUAUAUAGUAAUUCAUUUAAUAUUAAUAUGUAUAGUAUCUACGAGAAAAAAAAUAAUUAAAAUGACGUGUUGGAAGCUUAAAAUGACAUAAAUAAAUGUUAAACAAAAAUAUACGUGUAUAGUAGCACGUUCCAAAUAUACGAAGUGAAAAAUCGUGUAGCUUGUAAACAUACAGUAGCCACAACAUUACGAAUAGAAAGAAAAAAAUUGUGUAAUCAUAUAGUAUAAGGACACAAAAAAAACAAAGAUAAAAAAACUUGUGCGUAACUUAUAAACAUUUUUCCGUUUUUGAACGGGAUUUAAUCAUUUCUGCUAUACAUAUAUCUAUAUAUAAUCCCCCUAAACUGAAAUAAAUAAGAAAUGUAGCGCUAUUAUAAUAAGCUACAUUUUGAAGCUUUAAAUCAAAAUCCUAAUUAAUCAAUAGUAUUAUAACUUGGACGAAAAUAACGAAAUGUUUUCAGAUCUAACCCAUAAUAUUAAAUAUCUUCAAAGAUCCAUAAAAAAAUCUCUUCAUCAAUAUAUUAGUAACUUUCAUUUAAUAUGUUUACUUUAAAUCAGCCACGAAAUGUUAAUUAAUGUUAAGAAAUUUUGUCAAAAGAAUAUAAUAAAUCUAAUUUAAUUUUCCUUAAA
Molecule: messenger RNA, 3340 nt
Organism: Bombus huntii
Lineage: Eukaryota; Metazoa; Arthropoda; Insecta; Hymenoptera; Apidae
Product: KH domain-containing, RNA-binding, signal transduction-associated protein 2-like
Exons: 9
Coding region: 162-1370 (402 amino acids)
Biological process (GO): regulation of alternative mRNA splicing, via spliceosome
Cellular component (GO): nucleus
Molecular function (GO): mRNA binding
Source: RefSeq, a predicted model, not a curated record